This is a messenger RNA of Labeo rohita (rohu), 5420 nucleotides long. RefSeq names its product RHO family interacting cell polarization regulator 2 (gene ripor2). NCBI's taxonomy places the organism in Eukaryota, Metazoa, Chordata, Actinopteri, Cypriniformes, Cyprinidae. The transcript is spliced from 23 exons. The coding region runs from base 197 to 3436 and encodes 1079 amino acids. The record is from RefSeq and is a predicted model, not a curated record.
AGGCAACGCAAACAGACUUGUUGAGACGAGAGAUACGCAGCCAGAGAGAGGAAAGAAUCCACUUUGAAAACUGGACAAAGACCCUCAAAGGGUCUGAUGUUUGCUUUGGAUAUGAGCUCAUGUUUAGGGGACAAGAGGAGAAGUUUGGGCUGAUGCUGGUCGAUGACGUCCUGUGGGCAAGAUUUGGCGCACAGCCAUGGAACUGUCGCGAAAGCUGCACUGGAUCCGCGACCGGCCCUGGAGGGCCCGGGCCCGUCACAGGAAGUUCAACAGAGUGUCCUCCCGCUUCCCAGACAUCAUGGCUGCUGGCACUCACUCUCCUGGAGGGCCCAAUGGCAUCAUCAGGAGCCAGUCGUUCGCUGGCUUCAGCACCCUGCAGGAGAGACGCUCACGAUGUAACUCAUUCAUGGGGAACUCAGCAGUGCAGAAGAAGCCCAUCUCAAAGCCCAGGAAGCCCCAUCUGUCCGGGCACAAGUCCAGCAGCAGCAGCAGCUCGCGAGAGCCGCAGCCCAAAAGAGUGGAAGAAGUUUACGGGGCCCUCAAACAAGGCCUAGAUGAAUAUCUAGAGGUGCACCAAACAGAGCUGGAUAAACUCACUUCCCUCAUGAAAGACAUGAAGAGGAACUCCAGACUGGGUGUGCUUUAUGAUCUGGACAAGCAAAUCAAGUCCAUAGAGCGAUACAUGCGACGACUGGAGUUCCACAUCAGCAAGGUCGAUGAGCUGUACGAGGGCUUUUGUAUUCAGAGAAGGUUGCGUGAUGGCGCCAGUAAGAUGAAACAGGCCUUCACUGCUUCACCCUCCACUAAAGGCACACGUGAGAGCCUGGCAGAGGUCAACCGCAGAUACAAAGAGUAUACAGAGAACAUGAGCACUUUUGAGGCUGAGCUGGAGAACCUGUUGGGGGAGUUUCAUAUCAAAAUGAAAGGAUUGGCUGGUUUUGCCAGACUUUGUCCCGGUGAUCAGUAUGAGAUCUUCAUGAGAUACGGCCGACAGCGGUGGAAACUAAAGGGGAAGAUCGAAACGAACUCCAAACAGAGUUGGGAUGGAGAGGAGAUAAUAUUUAUGCCCCUCAUUACAGACCUCAUCAACAUCAAGGUGACCGAGUUAAAGGGGUUGGCCACGCACAUCUUAGUGGGUAGCGUGAUCUGUGAAACCAAGGACCUGUUCACCGCAAUGCCUCAGGUGGUAGCAGUAGACGUCAACGACCUGGGAACCAUUAAACUUAACCUGGAGGUCGCCUGGUUUCCAUUUGACGUGGAGGAUCUGACCCUGUCCUCAGGAAACAUCAGUAAAACCACCGCCCUUCAGAGACGAGUAUCAGUGUACAGCCAAGGCACACCCGAGACGCCCACUUUCCAGGACACGUCUUUCUUUAAGUGGCAUCCUCGGCGGUGGGAGGGCCAGCGUCUCUCGUUCUUGCACACGCUCAGAGAGACUCUCUUAGAGAAACUCAGGCGCAGUCGCUCAUUUGGCGAUCUGGCUGCACUGAGACCUCGCUCAAGGUCCAGUCUGGAAGUCUAUUCCACUUUACAAGAUGACGUCUUUGAAAACGGAGGCUGUGGUGUGGCCGAAUGCAAGCGCCUGUCCUUCACCUUCUCUGACACGCCCACCUCAAGCCCCGCCCCCAUUCAGUCAAACCCCGAGAUCACAGUCACGCCCCCUGAGAUAGACCCUCCCUCUGAACCGGCUCCAGUCUCUGAGGAGCAGCCGGUUGAGGAGGAGUGUGUGGAGGAAGACUGUGGCAGUGUCAGUGUCAGCGAUCCAGACCUGGACUGGGAUCAGGCUGAGGCCCAAGGGCACGGCACAGGCUCUGCGGCCCUCUCUCUGUGCUCCGAGAGUCAGCUGUCUGCGGUGGGACCAGAGGAUGUGGUGUUCCUGGAGCCCAACAUGCCUGAUGAAGCCCUGGAGCUGAAGCCAGUGGAGCUGGACGGGGAGGAAGGCAGUCUGACCAGGCAGCUGGUGAGGAGACUCACAUCCUCUGAUAUGCUGCCCGAAGCUGGCGCCGUGAGCUGGUCUGGAGAGGGUAGCAGGACAUUUCAGGAGAGCAGCCUGGAGGAGGCCAUUCAGUCCCUGCUCCUGCGGCUGGAGAGCUUAGGCCAGCGCUGCGGAGAGCUGCAGGACUUGGAGCAGGAGGUUAUGAGACUAGAAGACCUGCUUAAGUGUCGGGUACCUGCUCAUAGGAGCCGUUCAUCAAGCCUCAGUUUGACCGUGGAGAGUGCUCUGGAAAGUUUCGACUUCCUCAACACCUCUGACUUUGAUGACGAUGACACCGGAGAUGAUGCUGCCACCCUCUCACGCGCUGUCUUCUUUGACAUGGAGUCAGAGAGAAUCGGGUCAGGCCAACAUCCAGAAGCAAGAGGCCACUUGAGUGAAGCCCUCACAGAGGACACUGGUGUGGGGAACAGUGUGGCUGGCAGCCCGUUGCCUCUCACCACAGGAAACGAGAACCUAGAUGUGGCCAUCGUCGUUCAUCUACAAUACUGCAGUCAUCUUGUCCAGUUGUUGACCUCAGGAGGAAGCCAGUCGCAGCACAAGACAUACCUACAAAAACUAACAACUCAAACACUUCUGUUGGAGGAGCUCAGUGAGAAAAACUUUGACAGACCAGGCAGCUGCAUUUUAGUGUCUGAUGUGUUACCUGGGAUGGUGGAGCGUCCGUCGCUGAUGACUCUGUGGUCCGACUGCAGUGGUGGUAUGUUCCAUACUACGCUGGACAGAGUGUUGAAGCAUAUGCAUCUCAACUUUGCCUUACCACUGCAACAGAUUCUGCCUCAUUCUCCUGACUCAGUGAUCAGGAUGGUAGUGAAUGAGAUGAUGGACAGGAGCGAGCUGGCCUCUGCCUUGUCUCCGUCAGCAUCCCUUCUGGCACAGGAUGUCCUCACUGUGUUUCAGUUCCACCACUACACUGUUGAACACGAUGUCACGGAUAUGGAGCAACACCUUCUGGAUUUAUCCAAAGAGGUCAUGCUUGAAGAAGCCCUGAGCUGUGGGGAUACAGAACGUUGUGUGAAGGAACUACUGGAAGUGUCCGUCACGUGUCUCCAGCCCCGUACUCAAACCCUGUGGGCCGUGGCUGCGCUAUUGACCUCUGAUGACCCUGAUGUGAUAAAGGUCGCUACAGCCUUCUUCUCCUCUGCUGCUUCACACAAACCCUUCAGGUCAAAGGCUGUUGAUUGUUACACACAAGCCUUAUCAGAAGUAGACAGAUCAAGAGCUGCAUGUGCCGCUCUCAGCUGCUUGCAGGCUGUGGAAAGCAUUGAUGCUGUGGUGUUACUGUGUGACUCAGCCGAUGAAGAUGUCCGCCAGAUUGCCAUAGAAACCCUUCUCACUUUCGGUGAAGACGGGCGGCUGGCAUACGAGCAGUUGGACACAGUGCCGAGGGAGAUGGUGCGUUUGGGCACUCGUCGUGGUAAUGCCGUUACCACUUCAUUUUAGAAAAACGACCCCCGUGACCCUGCACACUUCAGAUGUGAAAUACACACCACCUGCUAAGGGGAAAACAGAAGCUUAGCCUUCGAUUUAGGCCUACAUUUUGAGACCUUCAAUACAGAGUCUCCUUCUCUGCAGGAUGUUCACAUUUAUACUACUCAUGUCACAGUGGUCAAGAGUCAUCAAUUGCUGAUUGAACAAUAAGAGUGUUAAUAUUGGAAUUUAGUUAUUUGCAGAUUGCAGUUGCACUGUUGGAAGCAUGUAAAUAGACAGCAAAUCCUAUUUUAAUUUUUUUUUUUCCUUUGUAUGUGCCGUUCCGUUUCAGGGAUUAUAAGGGACUGUUUUUAUGCUCCCCGCUUGAGUUGUUUGACCUGGACAGAGUGAGAUUUUCUGUAACCUCUAGGAAAGAAAAGAUUUUAAGUAGUCAUUACUGAAAAACCGGCUUGGAUGGUGGACUUCUGAUUUAAACAUCGCUCGCUUGCCUUCACCGGUCAGGAGAAAAUAUUUCUAUGGACAGAGCCUGUAGUGAACAAUUGCGUUAACACGGUACUAAUGCCUGAGCACAUGGGAUCUUACAACAAGCAUCAGAGUAUCUGAAAAUGCACUUUCACACUAUAUUCAGUCAGAGAAGCGUGAUGCAUUACUGUGAAUUUUUGGUUUCUACGUAAAUGAAGACUGGAAGUAUAUUUGCUCUGUGAUCUGAACUUGCUUCUGUGCCUAUUGUUACUGUACUACUGAGUCAUGUGACUGUAAUAUCAUUUGAUUUAUUUAUUUUUCAUUUCUCUUCACUAUGGUAAGAUGCUGAUUUCACCCUCUCUUUUUUUUUAAAUACUGAGAACAGAUUGUAUUAACGUUGUACUAAAUAUCUGUUCACAGUAUGAUUAGGUACAGACAGGAUUUGGUAUUCCUGAGGGGCUAUUCACUAUGAUUUUUUUUUUAUAUUAUAUAUAUAUAUAUAUAGUUGGCAUUUUACAUAUAGAAAGAUGUUUUAUUGAUAAGUAUCAUCUUUUAACAGUGUAUUCAUGGAGUUAUACAGUAUUUGUGCUCAAGGGAACCUUUCCUAAACGUCUUUUCAGUAUGCUAAUGCACCUGACGCUUGCCUCGCUUUUUGACAUUUACACACCCCGUGUUGAAAGCUCUCAAAUGUGAAUUUACGCUUAUGGCGGCAAUUAAAAAGCAGUUUUGUAGAUCGCCCGACCUAUUUUUGCAAUUUUUUCUAUGACAUUGAGAAUUGUAAUGGAAAGCAGGGGCCUAAAUCCAUCAAAAGAGCACAUUUCGAGGAAUGUACUGAGUACAGAAAGGUUACUGAAGUAUAUGCCUCACAAGCACAACUGAAAUGUUUCGGUAAGAUUGUUUUUUAACAUGUUAAACAUGUUAUUUGACACAUACCGCAUAAACUCCUAAAGCCAUAAUGAUACAGAAGUCAGUAUAUUUAAGGCUGGUUUGUGGUUUCUAUUUAUCAGAAUGCUCUAUGACAGAUAUUCAAAAAUAAUACUUUUGUUAUUUCUGUUUUCUGUAUUCAGUCACAGCAGUUAAUGGCUGUGUUUUGCUCUUGUGUUGUGAGUUUGUCUAAUGACCACCGUUACAGUAUUUGACCCUGGGCAUUGGUGAUCACUCCUUCUUUCUUUGCACAGAGAUAUCACGUGAAAAGGUUGAACAUUUUUGCCUUGUAUUCAUCUCAGAAAGAAGCUCAGUGAAAUUCAACUGCAUUUAUUGUUCAAACCUCAUUCAAAUGUAAAUUAAUGUCCUUCUUUAUAGGAAAGCUGUUGUGUUAUGGUUUUGUGAGCGUGUGACUGUAUGUGUCGAGGGCUUGAGCGCACAGCUUGCCGUUGCAAUAGCUUUAGCUACUACUGUUUGAAUGAAAGCAGAUUUCACUUGAUGUCAAUGCUAAUGUUCCCUCACUGUUUCAUUUUUCUUUUCAUUUUUUUGAGUUUACUGUAUUUCCUCUGCUGAAAGUGGCAAUAAAAUUUAUUUUUACAUAAUUAUCAGA